AUGGACAUGUCGUCCGCCACUUCUUCCUCGAAAAUGGGCAUGGCCACCGGAUCGUCAGACAUGCAAGGAUGGAAACCGUAUCUGCAUACAUCGCUCUUCUCGCCCUUCAGCAACGACGCUUCUUCGGGCGAGGCGUUCCUGUUUCCCACAUUCCGCAUCUACAGUCGAACCACGUUCCUCGUCGCUUGCGCGUUCAUCUUUACAACGGCGCUUCUCGAGAGGUGGCUCAGCUUUGUAUUGGAUCACAAACUUGCGCUCCGACCAACAUCGGUCUCGCACCCAACCAAGGCGCGCGCUCGACGUAAAGGUUUGGUUGGCUCGAGCGACUGUAGCGUGUACAUCCACCUACCCGCCCAAGCAGACCACAUCGAAACCGACCACAUGCAUAGAUCCAAGAUUCGACUCGUCUUGAGAACAGCCGUGUACUUUUCAGCCACGCUUCUGCGGUAUGUGCUCAUGAUCAUCGGCAUGGGGAUGGAUUGGAUGAUGUUGCUGUCCGUAGUGAGCGGACUGGCGCUCGGACAUGUAUUGACAGAUGUCUACACGGUCUCGUGGUCGACUGCGCGUUCUUCAGUGACGAGCGCCGAGAGAGCCGAGCAAGUAGAGCUACUGCAACACAACCAGCAAGACCAAACAGAGCGGUACGAUGUAGAAGUAGAAGAAGACGACUGCAAGGACGACUUGAUUCAAAGUGGUGCCAGUGCUCAGAGAAGCUCAUCCCGUCAAGCGACGCCGUCUGCUAAUACGCCAUACUACUAA
Messenger RNA from Mycosarcoma maydis (corn smut), 759 nucleotides. RefSeq lists its product as uncharacterized. The transcript has a single exon. Gene Ontology annotation, molecular function: copper ion transmembrane transporter activity. Lineage: Eukaryota; Fungi; Basidiomycota; Ustilaginomycetes; Ustilaginales. Gene Ontology annotation, cellular component: membrane. Bases 1 to 759 code for a protein of 252 amino acids. The record is from RefSeq and is a predicted model, not a curated record. Gene Ontology annotation, biological process: copper ion transmembrane transport.